UAAGAUAAGAACUGUUUACAUUUCAUAUGACCUUGACCAUGUAAACAAAAUGGCAGCCCCCAUGGAAAAAGGAGAGCUGAAAACAGAAACACUGACAAACAUGUCAAAUGGUUCUGAUGAAAAACAAGCUGACCUUAGCGCAAAUAGGAGAAAUGCACUGAUGUUUAGUGCAGCUGGUCUGUCAGUCUUGUUUGGUUUUGGAUUGUCAUUGUAUAAUGCCAGGAGAAGAGAACCAAAUUUAUUUAAGAAGGUGAAUGCUGAUGGGAUAUCACCAGAGGAAGGAACGGUGUUAGCAACUAAAGCUCUAGCAGUGGCAACAGUAUUGUCUGUCUCAUCAUUUGGUCUCAUGAUUGUUGGUGUCUUUAAGCUGAUGGGUGUUAAUAAUUUUCACGAGUUUCAUGCCAAAUUGAGAGAAUAUUUUCCCAAGAAAGAAUCAAGGGGAAGAGUUGAUUUUAAAAACCUUAGGGACUUAGCUGAUUAUUUAAUUAGUGAAGACAGAAAAGCUGAGUUAGCAAAAAAGAAAGAGGCGAAAGACCAGUCUUGAUUAUAACUGAUUGUUGAAUAAAACUUGGUGCAGAUGCAAUACAGUUCCAUGUGUAUAACUAUAAAAGUGGAAGAUCAGAGAUGGUUGCCAUGGAAAUUUGUCACAUCAUGAAGGGAUUGCAUUGUCUUGUCUUGUCUUGUCUUGAGACUGCAUGUUUUUUGGCAAUUGCAAAUGAUUGCAGAAAAGCAGUGAGAUUCUAGAAGAGUGCUGUUUGGUAUUCAAGUCUAUAAACAGUGCUGAUAAAAGUUUUACAGGCUUGCUCAGUAUGCCAUAGGGGUUUAAUAAGUGAACUGUGAACAUGGACUUCAAACUUUCUCAGUCAAAAUAUUUAGUAAACACACUAUGUCUUAAAAUGUUUUAUAUUUACAAUGAAACAGUUUUAUGCUUAAUUUCACAAACAAAAACUUCUUGGAUUAUUCAGAAUUAUCUAGCUUAGUCAGUAUGUCCUAAAAUUAUAUCUUAACUUUUUUAUGAUAUUGCAAAUUUCAUUUUAAUAUAGUUAGUGGCUUUUACUUAAAACAUUAUGUUACAAUAUUUAUUUGAGUGCAGGGUUUUUAACCAAACAGAUCUUAUUAUUACACAAUGUAGAGAAAAAUGCACCCUUAAUAAUGAUGCAUACUCACAUGAUUUUAUCUGUAAAUGCCUUUUCUCCCCUUAAUGCAUACCUGUAUGUUAUGCAAUUAUGAAAUUUGAUACGUGAACACUUCUUUAUGAGUUCUACCUGCCACACCCAUUUUUAUUUGAUCAAAGUUCAAAACAUAUAACUGGCCACUGAAUCAAACUGCAUUGACCUUGAACUUUCAAACUUUGUGUGUUGAUGAACCUUCAUGAAUCUUACGAGCAAUACCAAGGGCACAAUGACCUUUGUUGACAUUAUUAGUUUAAGUUUUAUUUCACGGUGAAUUGAAAUCUAAUAUGUAAAUGUAUUCAAAUGAGUUAUGCCUGCCUCACCUAUUUCUGGGUCAAAUGGCCAAGGUUAAUAUAACGUUUAAUUUAGAUUAUCUAUAUAGAUGUAUGUAUGUAUCUAGAAAAUAUUCAGUUUAUCAUCAAGCUGUGAGAAAAGUCAUUGGUCCUUGGACAGAUGUUGUAUUUCUUAGUAAGUAAGACCAUGUUCUGAGCUGUUUCAAAGCUACAUUGUGCAAUAUCCAUAUAAUGGUAGCAGAUAUUCUUGUUAUUGGAGGUUCAUACUUUUUACUGAAAAUAAAACGAAAUAUAUAUUAAUGUUUAAUUAUCUGUGAUAAAGAAAAAAAUAAUAAACAAAUUAAAAUUGUCA
This is a messenger RNA of Ruditapes philippinarum (Manila clam), 1817 nucleotides long. Its product is annotated as transmembrane protein 242-like. The coding region runs from base 50 to 544 and encodes 164 amino acids. The transcript is spliced from 4 exons. Lineage: Eukaryota; Metazoa; Mollusca; Bivalvia; Venerida; Veneridae. The record is from RefSeq and is a predicted model, not a curated record.